This is a messenger RNA of Coregonus sp. 'balchen', 1961 nucleotides long. Lineage: Eukaryota; Metazoa; Chordata; Actinopteri; Salmoniformes; Salmonidae. The record is from the annotation of a GenBank genome assembly.
AGGCAAACAGAGAAAGUGAAGGAGAAAGAGUGAAGGAGGGAUAGGCAGGAGGAAGAAAGAGAGAGACGUGAGGAAGCCAAGGAGAGCUACUGGAUGCAUAACAUUCUCUCAUCUUCUUCUCUGACAGUGCAGAGAAAGUUAUGGCCGAAAACAACACCAAUCUCUUUCUGGAAAUACUUCAGUCAUUUGAUGUUGGUGAGUUUUUUCAACUCUCUCUCUCUCUCUCUCUCUCUCUCUCACCUCUCUCUCUUUCUCAGCUGCUCCUCUGCUCCUCUGUUGUGGUUUCUCUGUCGGCACUUCUCUGUUUUCACUGGAAUGUAUAGGUUUAAUGAGGAUGAGAGUACUUGAGUUGAAUAUUUUGUCAGGAAAAUAAAUAAUGCAUUCAAAACUGCAUCUAUCAGACCUUACAGACUAGUAUUUAGACGCAAGACAAGGACAGACCCAUAAAAUCAGCAAUAUUGCAAAGCUUCCUCUCUGUUAGUAUUUUUUCCUCCAUCCUCCCAAAUGUCAUUUCCAGAUGACUUCAUGUCUGCUUUUCCCUUUUCCAACAGAGGAAAAUGAAAAACUAUGUAGAGGUAGCAGAGUACAUUUACACUUCGUAAGACCUAACUGUAUCCAAAGGCAAGUGAUUUGUUUUUGCUGGCUGUGGUCCACUGGGAUUUGUCCUCUGUUCCUUUCUCUCUUUUCAGAGAGACACAUAUGGUGACCAUAGCAUCUCAGGGAGCAAGUCAAAGACAACAAAAUGUUGAUCCUUAUUUUGUGGGAAGGAGAUGUAAUCAGUUUUGUGUCUCUGGAGGACUUGGUCUCAUAAACACCAUAGAGGAAAGACUGUGAUUAUUUGGUUGUGGUGUGCCAUUUUGGCAGAGUUCUAUUAGUACAUCAUCAACAGCAUUGUUGAUAUUAGGAUAGUGACUUGUUGUGGGCUUGGCAGUACAUAUCUGGGCUGGGUCCAGAUUGAAAACCGUUCCCUCCACAGACUAUAAACCACAACACUUUUACUAUGAGAGCUUCAGAGUUGUAGUUUUUAGUGUGACAACAUAUUUAUUUUUUUACGAGCAUGAAGGUGUCUAUUGAAUGUCUAAUGAUGAUGCUAGAUAAUAGUGAGUUUUCAACAGGUCUUUUGAAUAUAAACCUCUUCUGUGUCCAAAAACUCUUACUCUAUGUCUCCCUCAAACCAAGAUAUAACAAGUGGCCCCUUCCCUCUCUCUCCUUCCCAGUCUCCCUGAUCAUAGCUUUCUGUGUGUCCAUUGCGGUGGGCAUCCUAUUGGGGGUGCUGGUCUAUGUGGUCCUGACCUGGAUGUCCCGUCGCAGGGCCGGCUCGGGCAGCAUCACCCGCCGGCCACCUCGCCCGUCCCGCAUCUCCCCGCGCGCCCGGCCUGGCUUCAACCGCAACAGCAGCUACGACCGGCGGAGCAACAACAGCCUGGUUAGCGCUGCCUUCAGCUUCCAACGCCAGGCAUCCUCCCCAGACCAGGCUGACCCUUUGGGUCGCAAACCCAGCUUCAGGGCCUCCACCUUUCACCCACUCCUUCAGUGCAGCCAGAUUGCCCGGGAAGCUGAGGAGGGGAGCCAGACCACGUUGCCUCGCACUCCAACCCUGACCACAUCAUCUGUGGCAGCCCACCAAACCGCAGCCCAGGCUGCUGCCACCCCACCCAGGCCCGAGUUGUUCUGGAGCAGUAGUAGUCUGAGGGGGUUCCAUGCCACACAGACCCCACCUCCUGCUUAUGAGAGCAUUAUAAGGGCCUACCAGGAGACCUGCACCUGAGGAGGUGAUGGAUGUGUCCAGGCUGAUAGUGGACUGACUGAGCCCAGGGUUGUCAAUGGGUGUUAGAACAAUUGGAUAUGUUUGACUCGAGGGGAAAAUAAAGAGCCCUAAUGCUAAUAUAUGUGUCUAUGUGUGUUUGCUUGUGUGUGUAUGUGUGUGUGUGUCACCUGUUUAAGACUGUGUGUUUGUGAGC